CUCUGCCCGUGUACAAUCGGGAGCAGAGGCGCAGCACACGGGCAACAGGAGCAUCGCUCCCUGCCCGCUCACCGCUACAUGAGGUUUGGCUGCAGGAUCUGAGCCGGACACUAGGGAUUUAUAGCACGCAGCAGGUAGUCAGCUGGUUGGUACAAGAGGAUUACAGUGCAGAACCACCACCAGCAAGCUAUGCAACCAGAGGAUGUCUAAGGCUGGAGGGGGCAGCAGUAUUUCCCUUUGCCAAGGGAUCCCCUUAGGAAUGAUCUCGGUGUGGUGCACACUCUGCUUUUUCUUAGUGACUGUGAGCAGUGUGCCAGCUGCCAGGCUGCCAGUUACACAGCCUGGGGAGGACAAGACAACCGGCAAAGCUGCAGAUUAUUUUACGGCUGAACCAACCACUCUUGAAGAACUCAUGUAUGGGAUUGGGGAAAAUAUUGAGUUAUCAUGCAAUGUUGAGGGUUCUUCUACUGUAUGGUUAAAAGAUGGAAUUGUCAUAAUGCAGAAUAACAGGACACGUACGACACAGACCAUGUUGAAAAUCAGCAAUGCUUCUUAUGAUGACUCUGGGAUUUACAGCUGUAGAUUAUGGCAAUCUUUUGACAUUUUCCGCAACUUUACAGUCAGGUUAGCGGAAUUGCCAUCAUCUGGUGAUAAUGAAGAUGAUGUUGAUGACGACGAUGAACCUGAAGACCGAGAGCCUCCUUAUUGGACACAGCCAGAAAAAAUGGAAAAAAAGCUUAUUGCUGUGCCCGCUGCUAACACCAUUCGCUUCCGUUGCCCAGCGGCUGGAAAUCCCAUGCCUACCAUCUACUGGCUGAAGAAUGGCAAGGAGUUUAAAGGGGAGCACCGGAUUGGAGGCAUCAAACUUCGACACCAGCAGUGGAGCCUUGUAAUGGAAAGUGUGGUACCAUCUGACAAAGGAAAUUACACCUGUGUAGUAGAAAACAAAUAUGGAACCAUUCGUAAGACCUAUCAACUGGAUGUCUUAGAGCGAUCGUCUCACAGACCAAUCCUUCAGGCAGGGUUACCAGCCAAUCAGACUGUAGUAGUUGGGAGUAAUGUGGAAUUUCAUUGCAAAGUCUACAGUGAUGCUCAGCCUCACAUCCAAUGGCUGAAACAUGUAGAAGUCAACGGAAGCAAAUAUGGGCCAGACGGAGAUCCAUAUGUGACCAUCUUGCAAUCCUGGAUCAGCAAAAAUACAGAAGCUGAUGCUAGCCUGUCUCUUUACAAUGUGACAGAGAACGAUGAAGGCGCAUAUGUUUGUAGAGCCAACAAUUUCAUAGGCAUAGCUGAGGAACAGUUUUGGCUCCACAUAUACAAACCAGCACCAGCAGAACCUGUUGAGAAAUUAGUGGCAACAUCAUCUAGCUCAAUCAGUAUUCUUAGUGUUGUCAGUGCGGUCAUAUUGUUCCUAGUGGGGAUAAUCAUAGCUGUGGCCCAUCGAAGAAAAUUUACUUCUAAGAAGGCAAUGAACACACCAACUUUACAAAAAGUCUCCAAAUUCCCACUUAAGCGACAGCAGGUGUCUCUGGAGUCUAAUUCUUCAAUGAAUUCAAACACCCCACUGGUAAGGAUUACCCAUCUUUCCUCCAGUGAGGGCACCAUGCUGGCAAAUGUGUCGGAGCUUGGCUUGCCAGCUGAUCCUAAGUGGGAGCUACCAAGAACACGCUUGACAUUAGGAAAGCCACUUGGUGAAGGUUGCUUUGGACAGGUAGUAAUGGCGGAAUCUAUUGGCAUUGAUAAAGAAAAGCCGAACAAAUCCCUAACUGUUGCUGUAAAGAUGCUUAAAGAUGAUGCAACUGAUAAAGAUCUCUCGGAUCUGGUAUCUGAAAUGGAAAUGAUGAAAAUGAUUGGAAAGCACAAAAAUAUCAUCAAUCUCCUGGGAGCCUGCACCCAAGAUGGUCCACUGUAUGUUUUGGUGGAAUACGCAUCCAAAGGAAACCUACGGGAAUAUUUAAGAGCGAGGCGACCCCCAGGCAUGGAUUAUUCUUUUGAUACCUGCAAAAUUCCAGCAGAGCAGUUGACUUUCAAGGAUUUGGUUUCCUGUGCAUACCAAGUGGCCCGUGGCAUGGAGUAUCUAGCGUCUCAAAAAUGUAUUCACAGGGAUUUGGCAGCCAGAAAUGUUUUGGUAACGGAUGAUAAUGUGAUGAAAAUUGCAGACUUUGGUCUGGCCAGAGAUAUUCACAACAUAGAUUACUACAAGAAAACAACAAAUGGUCGGUUGCCUGUGAAAUGGAUGGCUCCCGAAGCAUUGUUUGACCGUGUCUACACUCAUCAGAGCGACGUAUGGUCGUUUGGCGUGCUUCUAUGGGAGAUCUUUACAUUGGGUGGUUCUCCAUAUCCAGGGAUUCCUGUAGAAGAAUUAUUUAAGUUAUUGAAAGAAGGUCACCGAAUGGACAAACCAGCAAACUGCACUCAUGAACUCUAUAUGAUAAUGCGAGAGUGCUGGCAUGCUGUUCCAUCUCAACGGCCAACCUUCAAGCAGUUAGUUGAAGACCUUGACCGUGUCCUCACUGUAACAUCUACUGAUGAGUACCUCGACCUCUCUGUACCGUUUGAGCAAUACUCACCAGCGUGUCAAGAUACUCACAGCACCUGCUCCUCCGGGGACGAUUCUGUCUUUGCACACGACAUCCUGGCUGAUGAACCAUGUCUUCCUAAACACCAGCAAUACAACGGUGUCAUCAGUACAUGACUUAAGCAGAACUGAGACACCAGAGGAAUGUAGACUCAAUUCAUAUGGACAGAAUUGCCCAAGAAUAGUACUUUUUUUUUUUGAGCCGUAGAAUUUACUUGCUGUAUACAAAGUUGAAGCACUGUUUGGCCUGAAGGAACUAAUCUUGUGCCAAGAUAUACACAUAUAUAAUACACAGUAUAUAGAAUGUUAAGCUAGGGGGGCUUUUACACUCCUCUAGUGAUCCGCUACCGAGUGCCAGAGUAACCAAUCGGUGCCUGCAAUACAAGGACAAGACGAGCUAUGCUUUGUGAAGAAGAAAAAGAUUGUAAACCUUUUAUUUUUAUGCAAUCUAAUGAACCUUUAUGGAUGAACACUGCUACUAUCUUCAAGCAUCCACAUCAUUUCUCAAGGCGUCUUGCUACAAGGUGAAUGCUAACGGAACACCAAUGUAUAUUUCUCAAACUAGCUAAAAAUAAAGUGCAAUUACUUAGACAUAGCUUUUAUUAACUUGAAAUGUAUUUAUCUUGUUUAUAAAUAAGCUAGACAGCCCUCUUGCAGUGACAGUCUUAUAUAGAACUGAAAAUAUCCCAAACUGGUAAAAGCAAUUCUCACUUUAUAUUCAGCCUUAUACUCAUUUUGGCUUUAGAGCAUAGAUCAGUAUUUACAAACUGGAAAUUAAUCUGCAAUUUCCUUUCAUCAAAGAAAAUAUAACAUCAUAUAAGAAAUAGGUCACUGCCUGUCUUAUAAUUGAUUAUUUAUAGAUCACAAAUACGUUUCAUUUUAAUAAAUAACAGAACAUUUUUAUUUUUUUUAUUCAUACUCACUGAGGUCCUAUGUCACUACAUCUUCAUAAUGAAUAUUAUGUCGAAAUUAUAUAUAAUUCACUAUAAAAGCAAUGAUUUUGUAUACAAUUCUAAAACGAUUUAUAUGAAAAAUGCUCCUACCUAUCAGAUAUGCUUGUAAAAAAAAAAAAGGCUUAAACAUUAAUGAAAGAAAUUUAAUAUAUUUUGAAAGAAACAGAAGCAGUUUCAUAAUAUAUUGUUUUUGAUGCAAAAAAAGAAAAAUAUGAAAGAUACAAAUAGUAAUUUUAAAUUUAUUGUAAACCUUCUAAAAGACAUAUUCAGUCUUUUAAAAGCUUUACAUAGUAUCAAAACUAUAUACCAUUGCAAUAGAUUGUAAAACUUCAAUUUAUGGUGAAAUUUGCGGGAUACUUGUAGACAGGAGGCAUCAGAUUAUAUCUGAAUGGUUUUAUUGCAGAAUUUAUUGUAUAUAAAGUACAUAGUGUAAUAAAGAGAUUGUAUUUGCAGAAUUGUAUAAAUGUACUAAUAUACUUACAGCGUCCCUUUAAAAGAAAUGUUUUUUUUCUAAAAUAAGAUGUACAUUGCAAUCUAGGAUAACACUGAUCUGGAAAUUGUAUUAUAUAGUCACAGUUUUGUUUUAAAAAUUGUAUUUUGUUAACAUGUAUAUUUGUAAAGUUAUUUAUAGACUUUAACACUUAUUACUUAAGAUAGAUUAGCCUUACUGUGAACACCACAUAUUCACAGGUUUUAAGUUUAACUUAUUAAUAGUAAAGAGAAACUAUAUUCUGCUUUCUUUUUUUUUUUUUUUUUUUUUUUCUCAAAUCAAUUGUAAAAAUGUACAGUCUUGUAACUGCAUUUAAAGGGAUAUGAAAACCAAAUUGUCAUUAUUCAGAAAGCGCAUGUGGUUAAACCAUUUACUUCUAUUGACAAAUGUUUUUCAUUCUCUUUUUUCCUUUGUUGAAGGAGUGGCAUUGCACUACUGAAACCUAGCUGAACACAUGUCCGCUAAUGACAAGAGGAAUAUAUGUCCAGCCACCAAUCGGAAGCUAGCUCCCAGUAGUGAGCCUACCUAAAUGGAUAUGACACCCAACGUUUUUCUUUCAUGAUUCAGAUAGAGCAUGCAAUUUUAAAUAGCUUUCUAGUUUUACUUCUAUUCAUUUUUCUUCGUUCUCCUGGUAUCUUUUGUUGAAAACCAGGGAUGUAUUCUUAGAUGCCGGCCCAUUUCGGGUGCACUAUAUAGCAGCAUUUUUACAAGAAUGUCAUCCACUUGCAAGAUCACUAUAUGGCAACACUGUUUCCUGCUAUGUAAUGCCCCAAAUGCCUACCUAGGUAUCUCUUCAACACAGAAUAUCAUGGCAACGAAGCAAAUUCGAUAAUAGAAGUAAAUUAAAAAUGGUAUGUUCUGUCUGAAUCACAAAAGAAAAUGUGUGGGUUUCAUAUCCCUUAAGUAUGCUUUUCAACAAAAGGAUACCAAGGGAACAAAGCAAAAUAGAUAUUAGAAGUAAAUUGCAAAGUUGUUUAAAAUUGCUAUUUGAAUCAUGAAGGUUUUAUUUUGGCUUUACUGCCCCUUUAACAGUUAUUUAAAUGAGCGUGUAUGUAUAUAUUUGCUGUUAGUGCAAGGGAACAGCACGGUUUCUCAAAACUAUUUGCAACAGUUAUUUUUUUUUAAUGUUUGUUUAAAAAGAUUAUCUAAUUUAUAUUUAAUUUUUACCUUUAUUUUCAUUGUGCUUUAUGCUUACAUUUUUCAGUAGUGAGGUUUUCCACUGUUAAAACAAACCAUGGUUAACGAAGGAACUUUUAUUUUUUUUGUAUUUGCUAUCGGAAGUCUCAUUCAACAUAAUUAGUGGUAAACUUAAAAGAAUACAUCAAGGUAUUUUGGAAAAUCAGCCAGUUUUAAGAGCUGUAUUGUGUGAAACCUGAUUGUAUUAGUUUUGGUUUAUUAGAUUAUCCUGGAUUGCAAUGCAAAUGAUGCUAGUAUGUUGCAAUACAUAAAAUCUGUGGGUCAUUUUAAAAUAAAAAAUAAUUUUGAAAAAUUA
Molecule: messenger RNA, 5513 nt
Organism: Bombina bombina (fire-bellied toad)
Lineage: Eukaryota; Metazoa; Chordata; Amphibia; Anura; Bombinatoridae
Gene: FGFR3
Product: fibroblast growth factor receptor 3
Exons: 18
Coding region: 203-2695 (830 amino acids)
Biological process (GO): positive regulation of cell population proliferation; positive regulation of MAPK cascade; positive regulation of kinase activity
Cellular component (GO): signaling receptor complex; membrane
Molecular function (GO): ATP binding; fibroblast growth factor binding; fibroblast growth factor receptor activity
Source: RefSeq, a predicted model, not a curated record